AUGGCAGUAGUUCCAAACUUAGCGGAAGUCUUCCUACUUCUCACGGUGUUCAUCGCGGUCUCCGCGGCUGACACCACCUGUCCCUCCCCCUGCACCUGUACUGACACUUACGGGGAACUAACGGUCUCCUGUUCGGGACAGGGACUCACAGACAUCCCCUCUAACAUCCCCUCAUCCGUGAUGUGGCUAAACCUCCAGUACAACAACAUUACAAGGGUCUCACGCAGCAGUUUCCAGGGUCUACAGAACCUACAUGGAGUCAACCUGGCAAACAACAACAUCAAACACAUCUCAACUUCCGCCUUCAGAAAUCUUCAGCAUCUACAAAACGUGGACAUUUCCGGUAACCAGCUAUCCACACUGUCAGAGGGAGUCUUCAACAAGUCCAUCACAACAGCGAGACAAGAUCAGAGAAACUUCUUCGUCUACAUGGCAAACAAUCCAUGGAACUGUGACUGUAAAUUAAAAUGGUUGGCUGCGAAACUGAAAGAUGGAUCUCACGACUACAGUGAUAGACUAGUAACAUGCAACCAACCCCAAUAUUUGACUGGAAAGGAGUUGAAAAAUGUACCACUAGAUCGUUUGGUUUGUGCACCAAACCUUGGAGCAGGCUUCAACGUAUUAGAUAGGAUGGACGCAUUUACUACAACAACGCCUCUCCCCACUAGUAAACCGUCACUGAGGGAACCAGAUAGAUAUCGGACUGACAAGAUGUCGUUUAACAUAGCUCUGGGUACAGCAGGAGCUGUGAUUGUGAUUAUUGUAGUCGGGGUAAAAAUGCACGAGGUUUACAAAAAUAAAUGUUCACGUCGCCAACAGCCUGUUCUAGAAGAUUUAGAAACACUGGUUUAA
Molecule: messenger RNA, 852 nt
Organism: Branchiostoma floridae (Florida lancelet)
Lineage: Eukaryota; Metazoa; Chordata; Leptocardii; Amphioxiformes; Branchiostomatidae
Product: slit homolog 2 protein-like
Exons: 1
Coding region: 1-852 (283 amino acids)
Molecular function (GO): protein binding
Source: RefSeq, a predicted model, not a curated record